AUGCUCUGGGAGUGGCUAGUGAUGCCACAGGGGCUAGGUAACGCCCCCGCAACGUUCAGCAAAUGUGUUACGAACCUGUUGCGAUCGGUGCACGACCUCACACCGAGCUACUUCGACGAUGGCUUCGUCCAUAGCCGGGCUAUGGAUGGAAAGAUGGACGUGGGGGUUCAUAGAAUCCACGUCCGGAAGGUCCUAGCUCUAAUGCGUGAGCGUAAGUUGUUCGCGAACCUCAAUAAGUUUAUAUUCGUAGCGAACGAAAUACCACUUCUUGGCUGCAUCGUGGGUAAAAACGGUGUACGCCCUGAUCUGGAAAAGGUCAAGGCGGAUAGCGACUGGCCUGUGCCAGUCGACGUCAAGGGACUUCGAAAGUUUGUUGGCUUGGCGGCUAACUUGCACAAGUACUCGCGCAACUACGCCGAGAUGAUCGUACAUUUCUAUCGUCUGCUAAAGAAAAACGAGAGGUGGUCAUGGAGUGCUGAGUGUCAGCACUCCUCUGAAGGUAUCAAGAAAAGCUUGAUAGAAUAG
Messenger RNA from Peronospora matthiolae, 525 nucleotides. The record is from the annotation of a GenBank genome assembly. Lineage: Eukaryota; Oomycota; Peronosporomycetes; Peronosporales; Peronosporaceae.